Exophiala mesophila is the source of this 1084-nucleotide messenger RNA. RefSeq lists its product as uncharacterized. The record is from RefSeq and is a predicted model, not a curated record. Lineage: Eukaryota; Fungi; Ascomycota; Eurotiomycetes; Chaetothyriales; Herpotrichiellaceae. The coding region runs from base 55 to 969 and encodes 304 amino acids. Gene Ontology annotation, biological process: protein targeting to membrane; protein targeting to vacuole; ubiquitin-dependent protein catabolic process via the multivesicular body sorting pathway. Gene Ontology annotation, cellular component: ESCRT I complex. The transcript has a single exon.
ACCUCUUCUUAGCAUCCACACGGUUUCAGGUGUCUCUCUUCCAUUAUUGAGGCCAUGUCGGAAUCCUUCUACACCUCGUCUCCAGCCGCUGGAUUUCCCCCAUCCACAUCUGUCCCACCGUCACCCGUCACGGCAACACCACCUCCUCCUCCACCAAAACCACCAUCACAUAGCCAACACCCGAGUCGAAGUGGCACACCAGCACUCUCAUCUACUCCGACUGGAACCACAGUCGGGGGUUUACCGUUUCCUACUCAAGCAGCGACCCAUUCUCCACGACCACAACCUCCAAUCCCCGUCUCCAGUCCAAACUCCAGCUCGACACCCUUGCCGUCAUCUACCCAGCAGCAACAGCCACAAUACACGCCCAUCCCCCCGCCCACCCUACAGGAUCGAUGGCUCCCCUCACAAGUCACGGAUAAGCCGAUCACGGAACUCCAAUCUUUACUCAAUAACCCUAUGUUGAUUGCGUCGCUGGCUUCAACACACCCCUCAUACGCAUCGUCAAUGGUUCCGCUGCAAAACGCAAUCCAGGGCAACAUCCAAGUGGCACAGCAGGUCUCCCAGCUCGAGGCACAAGUUCGGAAACUACGGGAUGAGACAGCACAGCUGAUGCUCAAUCACACAUCGUUGCAGACGCAAUGGCGCCGCAAGCAGACGGAGAUGGAUGAUGCUCUGGCGCCGUGGGGUCCUCGGCAGAUGUAUCAGAGACUACUGUCAAGUAUCAGCGAGCAGGAGAAUCUGCUCAAGGCCAUCCAGGAGAGUUUCUUGGAUGGUGCUGGCGGCGACGAUGUGGCAGAUGGAGCCGCGGGGUACUAUGGGGGUGUACCCGGUCCAGGUGGUAAUAAGGCCAGUGAGAAGGAGGUCAGUGAGUGGGUCAGGAGGAUCAGAGAGGGCGCUACGACACUGGAGAGGCGUAGAGAGAUGAGGGCUCGUUGGGAUGAAGGCAGAGUAGGUGGUUGGAGGUGAUGAUCUGCCGUGAUCUAAUGUUUGUGUGGCGACAGCAACGAUGAUGAUGAUGGUACUGCUGCUGCUACGACUUUAACGACAUCUACGUAUAUAAACACAGACGAAUAGAAUGUAC